AUGGCCCCUGAAGUGAGAAACUAUUCUGCGAUAUUUCAAGUGGUUCGUGGUGGCAGUACCGGAGUGCCGCCGCCAGCGCCGCCCGCCCAUGAUACGGAAAAGAGAUCGCCUCUACUGCCGCAGCAUCAGCAACAACCUAGGCCUGCACCGGUGCCGGUUGUAGAACCAGUUCCAGAACCGCCACCGCCUGUUGUAGUGAAGCCUAUAGUGGUAAAAGCAGUGAAGAAUGUCAAAAUCAAUCAAAAGGUUACAGGUAUCGAGCCUUACCCCGCUCUAGCGUCUAUAGCCACAGUCAGUUUACCUCCGCGCGUCUCGGGUGUCGGUCGCGUGUCCGCAUUAUUCGAAUUUCGAAUGAAAAUAGAACAUUAA
This is a messenger RNA of Pieris macdunnoughi, 369 nucleotides long. The record is from the annotation of a GenBank genome assembly. Lineage: Eukaryota; Metazoa; Arthropoda; Insecta; Lepidoptera; Pieridae.